UGGGUCGGCGUAGCCAUGGCGGCUCGUGUCCUUUCCGCUGGUGUCCGCCGACUGCCCGCGGCCUUCGCGCUGCUGCCUCGGGUCCCCACGCUGGCCGCGGCCCGGCCGCUCAGCACCACCCUGUGGCCCGCGGGGGCCCGGACGAGGCCUGGGGCUCCGCAGCCGGCCUCGGUGCUCCCACAGGUUCCAGGUGGAGUCCCACAGCUGUGCCGCCAGUACAGUGACGCGCCCCCUUUGACGUUAGAGGGAAUCAAGGACCGUGUUCUUUACGUCUUGAAACUCUAUGACAAGAUUGACCCAGAAAAGCUCUCGGUAAAUUCCCAUUUUAUGAAAGACCUGGGCUUAGACAGUUUGGACCAAGUGGAGAUUAUCAUGGCCAUGGAGGACGAAUUUGGAUUUGAAAUUCCUGAUAUAGAUGCGGAAAAGUUAAUGUGUCCACAAGAAAUUGUAGAUUACAUUGCGGAUAAGAAGGAUGUAUAUGAAUAAAAUAUCAGACCCCUUUUCUUCCCUGAGAGAAGACUCGGAAGAUACUGGUGAGUGUCUGGAAGAGAGAACGUAUUUUGGCAUCACUGCUGACUUUGACAGAAUAAUUCUGUGUAGACUUGUAUUUAAAUUGUCUUAAGUUUUUUUGCCCUUUGAAAAUAAAUCUAUAAAACCAACAUUUUUCUCAA
This is a messenger RNA of Diceros bicornis minor, 671 nucleotides long. It is a transcript of the gene NDUFAB1, whose product is annotated as NADH:ubiquinone oxidoreductase subunit AB1. The record is from RefSeq and is a predicted model, not a curated record. Gene Ontology annotation, cellular component: mitochondrion. The transcript has 5 exons. Bases 16 to 486 code for a protein of 156 amino acids. NCBI's taxonomy places the organism in Eukaryota, Metazoa, Chordata, Mammalia, Perissodactyla, Rhinocerotidae. Gene Ontology annotation, molecular function: acyl carrier activity; acyl binding. Gene Ontology annotation, biological process: fatty acid biosynthetic process.